Molecule: messenger RNA, 991 nt
Organism: Coturnix japonica (Japanese quail)
Lineage: Eukaryota; Metazoa; Chordata; Aves; Galliformes; Phasianidae
Source: RefSeq, a predicted model, not a curated record
ACUCCUCUCCCUGUCGUCUGUCAGUGUCUCCUCACACAUGGCGGCCUGCAGGGCUGGUUCGCGCUGCAGUUCGCAGGUGGAUGGAGCCUCCGAGCAGCCGAGCGGGGCGGGCAGCUCCUCCCUCCUCGCCAGCGCCACGACGUGGCCCCUGAAGCGCUACGGCCGCUUCCUGUCCCCGACGGACAAGGAGGACGGGGAGCGAAGCGAUCGCUCCUGGCAGGUUUUUGAAUCAAAUGAGGAGUCUGGUCAUCUUAUCCUUACCAUUGUUGUUUCUGGCCAUUUCUUUAUUUCCCAAGGAAGAACAGUACUGGAGGGCUUCUCAUUAAUUGAUUCCCAGAAGUGGUUAAGGAUUGCAAGACGAGCAGACUGCCUGCUGCUUCAUGCUCAGUCAAAGAACGAAUGCCGCAUGUUCCGGGUUCAGUUUGGUGGGGAUUCAGAAGAGCAGACGCUGGAGCACUGCUGCAGCUGCGUCCAGAAACUCACAGAGUAUGUGCCAGUUCACGAGGCUGAUGAACUAAGCCAGAACCUCUGUUACAGUCACAGCCAAGUUGAGGAUACCGAACAAAAUACAUCAGCUCUACAUGUAGCAGAUGAGCCUCUGCCAGAUUCCUUCACAAACUUUGGAGAAAGAAGAUCCACAAUGCAGCUAGCACAGGUAACAAGGAAAGAUCAAAUAGUUUGGGUCCUGCAAGUGAAACUCAGGUGCAGAGAAAGCUGUUUCGUGCUAAUGCCGAAGGAAAAACCUGACGUAGCUGCAUCGUUACAAAACCCACGUGGCGCUACCUUGUCUGUACGAGAUCAGUGCAACAGCUGUGUUGUUCCUUUGCAGUCUGUGCUAAGUCACGAGUUGGAGCUGCCCCUGGUGUACCGGCAUUCAGCGUGGAGCGCACGAGACCUGGGACCCUUCAUCCGCUUAUGCCUGAUGGACCAGCACUUCCCAGCCUUUGUGGAGGACGUGGAGAAGGAACUGAAAAAGCUGACGGAAGGCUGA